This is a messenger RNA of Entrophospora sp. SA101, 366 nucleotides long. The record is from the annotation of a GenBank genome assembly. Lineage: Eukaryota; Fungi; Glomeromycota; Glomeromycetes; Entrophosporales; Entrophosporaceae.
AUGGAAAUUACCGAAACGGAGGAAAAUUGUAUUCUAAAACAUCGUAAUUGUGAAAGAAUCAAAGAAGUUAUGAAAAAAAAUCUCAAAGAUGAAAAGAGAAAAACUUUGGAAGCGGAAGGGGAAAAUGUUACUAAUACUAAUAUUAUAGAUGUGGAGAAAGCUACGGAAACGAAAAUGAAAACGAUAAAAGUGAAAAAGAUGAAAGCGGAAGAUAAGGUGCUGAUCAAUAUACUUGAAACCGGAGCUCUUAAUUAUUUUAUUUACUCUCAUCGUAAGGAUUAUAAAGGGAACAAAGAGAACGACAAGCCAAAAGUGCCAAAAGUGAAAUAUGUAUUUGACAUUAAUAAAGUUCAUAAAAAAUGCUGA